GUGAGUCUUACCAAGAUGGGGUGGUCAAAUCAGGGACCAGUCCGCUUAGGCCUAAUUCUGCUCUUAGCUGCAGGAUCUAUUGAUGCAAGAGAAUGUAAAAUAGGUUGUCAUGGAUCUGCAGGAAAUCUCCUUAAAUAUGAACCCGGCAAAAUCUAUUCAUAUAAAUUGGAAGGAAACUCUGUUACAAAAUUGACUGGAGCUACUGGCGAUCAAAGUAAAGUUGGAAUCACCGCAGAUGUUCAGGUUUCACUUCUCUCAUCUUGCGAACAUGUUUUGAAGGUCACCAAUGUUCAAGUUUCUGGCCCUGAUGCCAAGAAAUACAAUCUUAAUAAGCUGAGUCAACAGCCUAUUAAGUUUGGUCUUCAAAAUGGACGUAUUGAGAGUGAAUUGUGUGUUAACCAAGCAGAAGACACUGUGGGGCUUAAUAUCAAACGAGCAGUUCUCUCAUUAAUCCAGAGUGCUGUUCUUAAAGAUAAUGGCUAUGCUACACAGCUUGAAACUGAUAUAUCUGGUACUUGCCCGACUGGAUAUGAAUUUUCAAAAUCAGGAAACUCAGUUACUGUUAGAAAGAGCAGGGAUUUGGUUAAGUGUGCACACAGAGAAGAUAUUUCAGUUCCUUAUUUAACCACUCCUUAUUAUGUGAAAUCCGAUUUCCAAUCUUCCCCUCUGCUUUCUUCAAAAUUAGGAGGUGAACAAAAAAUUGAAGGAGGAAUUUUGACUUUAGCUUCAAGAGAGGAACAUUAUGAGUACAGACCUGGUGCUUCUGAGGCAACUGCAAAAGUUCAUGUUAAGACAACUCUUAAAUAUGUCAGUGCUUCUGCUGGAUCCAUUCCAGCUGCUUGCACUGAACCAAGAUCAAUUAUAUUCGAGAAGGAACACAUUGUUGAAAGCCAAGGAGCUUCCAAUCAAAUCGUCGAACUGGUCCGCCAAGGUUGUGAUAGCCGUACUGUCGAGCAAGAUACAGCACAGCAGUUUUCCAAGCUAGUAAGAACGGUUGGUUCAGCUUCCAAGCAGGACAUCACCUCUGCCCUUCAACUGAUUAAUUCUGGAUCAGCAGUAAAAGAUAAAGAAACAGCUCAAAGAAUGCUAAAGGAUGCAAUAGUAAUGGCACAGAGUGCUAGUUCUGUUGAAGUCAUGGCAGAAAUUUUGAAGAGGAAAGAGGUUACUGGUGACACAGCUAGGCUUUGGCUACUUGGUCUUGGAGCAGUUAAACAUGCUUCUCGUGCUUCUCUUAUGGCAGUCCUUCCUCUAUUGGAUGGUGAGCCAGAUUUAAAUGCUUAUCUUGGAAUUGGUUCUUUAGCCGGUAAAUUUUGUAGAGAACACAAUUGUGAAGGUGUAAAUGAAAUAAAUCAACUUCAAAUAAAACUGGGAGCACCUCUGCUAAAGGGAUGUAGAUGUAACACAAAAAAAGAGGAGAAUCAGUUGAUUGCUAGCUUGAAAGGUCUUGGAAACAUUAAAUACCUUGGGCCUAAGAUUGCUGGAAAAAUUAUUGAGUGUGCUGAGGAUAAAAAUGUUCGACCUCGAAUCAGAGCUGCAGCCCUCGAAACUAUUAGGACAGAUCCUCACAAAGAUCAAUUCAAAAACUUUGCCUUGAAUGUUAUGAAAAAUGUCGAUGAAGAUUCUGAAUUAAGAAUUAAGGCAUAUUUGAUCCUCGCUCAGUGCCCAUGUGGAAAAGUAGCUGGUGCUGUCAAGGAGCUUUUAAGCAAAGAAGAAAGCAACCAAGUUGGAGGUUUCAUUGUCUCCCACUUAAGAAAUCUUCAAGCUUCUACAAACCCUGAUAAACAAUCUGCACGCCAUUAUCUUGGUAACAUAAUACCUCCUCGAAGAUUCAUUAUUGAUCCGAGACGUUACUCUAUAAACCAAGAACUGUCUUACGCUGCUGAUAUUGUCAACACUGGUGCAGCUGGAGAAGCAAAUAUUAUUUACUCUCAAAAUUCUUACAUACCUAGGACACUAAGUCUGAAUUUGACAGUUCAACUCUUUGGUACAGCAUACAACUUAUUUGAGGUUGAUACACGAGCUGAGAACCUUGAAUAUGUUGCUGAACAUCUGUUUGGUCCUAAAGGUUAUUUAAAAACUAAUGAAGUACAAGAUGUUUAUGAAGAUGGCAAACAUCAUCUAUCAUCUAUAUUUGAAAAGAUAGCAUCUCGUUAUGAUCAGGUUCUCCGUCCUAAGAGGAGUAUUUCACGUGACCAUUUAAAUGCUGUAGCUAACAAGGUUCACCUUCCCAAAGGGUCUGAUGAUGUUGACCUUGACGUUUCUCUGAAAGUUUUAGGAUCUGAAGUAUUAUGGCAACACCUACAUGCAUCAGAAGCUAGAAAAAUUGAUCCAGAAAAUGUUGUUAAUAAUUAUUUUGGAUCCGUAGACAAACUAAUAGAUUCUUUGAAGAACACAGAUAUUGAUUAUCGAAGACACAUCACUUUCCUUGAUGAAGAAUUAACAUAUCCUACUAGCAUGGGUCUUCCCCUCAAGCUAAAAACUCUUGGUUCAGCAGCUCUAAGAGUGAAGCUGGAUGGAAAGCUAGAUCUACCAGCUACUAUCAGGGAUCCUCAGAACACAAAUGUUAUGGUACAAUUAUUACCAAGUGCUGCAGUUAAUGUAGCCGGUGAGCUUUUGAUCGAUGCUGCUGCCUUUGAAGCAGGAACCAGAGUCGACUUGAAUGUGCAUUCUUCAACUGGAUCAGAUAUCACUUUUAGGCUUCUUAGUGGGCGUGGUGUAGAUAUCAAAUUAGGUAUCCCCAUUGCAAAGCAAGAGGUUCUUUCAGUGAAAGUUGAUAUGACAUCUGUUGUAAGGGAUGAUGCUCAAGUUGUAACAACUACUCCCGUAAAAUAUGAAACCAAAAGAGAAUCAUAUUCUGGCUGUUUUGAUCAACUGAACUCAAUAAUUGGAUUGACUUUCUGCGGAGAGGUAUCAGUUCCUUAUGAAUCUGGAAAACCAAUUUAUCCAAUUAAUGGCCCUGUUAAUUUAGCAGUGAGAAUUGAAAAAGAAGAUCCAUCCCUCUCAGCUUACCAUAUUAAGGCCCUUUAUGAAAAAAAUGAAGAAACAAAUGUGCACUCAGUUGAAUUGCUUUUGGACACACCAAAUUCAAGCACAAACAGAAAAUUAAGUCUUACAGUCGAAGGUUCUGUUCAAAAUCCCAAGAGGUACCUCAAUGUUAAAGUCAACUCACCAUGGACCAAUGUAGAUUUAAAUGCAAAUGUUGUAAACACUGAGAAGGAAAAGUCUAUAAAUGCUAAAUUAGUAUAUGACCAAGCAGAAUACGUAGCCCGUGCCGGAGUUAGUGUAAGUCCAUCCGGCAACAAAGUAACUUAUGUACCUAUAUUUGAAUACAAAGCUCCAGAGGGAACAAAGAGUGCACUAAUAGGAAAGAAAGGAGGUCAAAAACCAAAACAGCAAGCAGUUGCUUGUGGAGGUUCUAUUAUUGAGGAAGUAAAUGGAAACAGCCAUACUUACAAAAUCAAUGAUCUAUCUAUUACCACUCCUCGAACAAAAUAUAUUGUUGCAGGAUCAGUUUUAGCUCAACCACAAUUAGGUAGUGCUGAUUUGAAAAUUUCAUAUGAUGAAGACCACGUUACUGUCCAUGGAAAAUUACAAAGUGAUGGAAAGACUGAAUUGCACACAGAAUUAGCAGUUGCUUCUACUCAAUAUCCUGAUUUUGGUGUUAGCCUAAAAUAUGAUCUUCUUGUUGACAACCCACAAGCUGGACAGAUUGACAGCAAACUGAUAAUUGUUCAUGGCCCAGAUCCAAAAAGUGAUGUUAGCAGAAUUUAUCUUCACAAUAGUUAUGAAAAGAUUAUAAAAGAUAACAAGAUAACAUCAUUGAAAGCUCAUCAUGAAUUGUCAUAUCCAGUACUUAAUUUGGAAGUCCAGGUGAAAGGCAAAUAUACUCCAAAGUCAUUGUUAGCUGGUUUUGUGGGAAAACUUGAUAAAUAUUCUGCCAAAUUAGAAACUGCAGGAGUAUUAGAUCAUAAAAACCCUGGCGAUUACCUAAUUGACAUAGAUGGAGAAGUCAUGGGCAGUGGAAUACAUCUGGAAUCUUCACGUUCAUUAGAAGGAAAGGACACGUCUAGAUUUAAAAAUACUAUUACUCUUAAACCUGGUGGUGUCUACCAAGUGAAUGCUCUAGUUGUACAUAAAUUUACUGAGAAAGAAUAUAAUUUCCAAAUAGAUGCUGACGCUUCAGUGCCCAACCAGCCCUCUCUUAAGUUAGUAGCAGGAGCCCAAAGUUCAGGAAGCAAGUACAAUGGAAAGAUUAAAUUGAACUUUGGUGAUAAAUGCCUUAUUGAGGGCAAUAGUGCUCUUACCACAGGUGCAGCACCUCAUGGAAGUUAUAAGCUGGUAUUAACUGGAUACCUCGAAUCUGAAGGAAAACUGACUGGUGACAAAUCUACCAGAAAUGCAGUAGCAACAUUAUACCUACCUAAAGCAGAUAGAAAAAUGGAAUUAAAGGCAGAUUUGACAUUGACUAAUUCCAAGUUUUCGGGUGUUGUAAAUGUUUGCUAUGACACGAAAGACCCAAGUAAAACAAUCAAGAUCCAUACUGAAAAUAUAUACAAUAAGAACGACAAAGAAUAUUCACUAGACUCGAGGAAUACCCUCUCACAUAGUAAUUCUGAGGUAAAAGUCAAUUUCAAAGAAGUAAUAAAAGGAACUAGUCUACUACAAGGAACAAGUUAUGGUGAAUUGGAGGUUAUUCUACCAAACAAGUACAAAUUUGGUGGAAAAUAUUCUGACAGUCAUAACUUGGAAGGUGAAAACAGAGAAGGAGAAGCAGUUUUGGAAUUAUAUGAUGAAGGAGAAGGUUUACCUCAACAAAAAUUAAAAUUGAGCGCUGUUGGUAAACAUAUCAGCCUAACCAAACAAACUAUUGAUGGACAAGCUCAAUUGAGCUAUACAUCACGUGAUGGAAAGGAUGCAAAUGUACAUGUGAACUUAAAGAAGCUUCCAAAUUCAAAUGGAAAAACAUCAAAUAUUAAUGGAGAAGUUGGAGCUACAGGAUCACUACUUGAAGAUCCAGUUAACUUGAAGUUCGAAUCUGAAAUUUCUAAUGAAUAUUUGGAACCUGAUGAUUCUUCAUCAUUUGAAACAGAUUUCCCCCUGUUAACAUACAAGGUCACUGGUUCAAUCGGCAGUGAUGUUAGUGUUGAAGCCGCAGGAAAGCUCAGCGGGCCAACUAUUUCAAAUCAGUUAUCUGCAAAACUUCCUGAUUCAUCUCCAGUUAAAAAUUUCAAGAUAGUUUCUAACAAUCUCAUUGACAUUUCUGAUGAUAGUAAAGAGCAUUCAAAGGUCAAACUUAAUAAUGCUGUUCAUUGGAAUGACAACAAACAUGUGAAGGUUAAUGUAGAAGGGCAUUGCGAGAAUGAUGGCGUUCAGUAUGUUGUCGAAUAUGAAACUGAUUCUAUUCCCAAAAGACGUGCAGCAGGAUCUGUUCAUUUUUCAGGGGAAGAGGGAAAAGCUGAUGCUUCCAUUAAUCUAAGUUAUGAUGGAAAAACUGCUGACCUCAGUGGUAAGGUUGAAGUAAAUAAAGAAAAGACUGCUGCUAAUGUUCACCUGUUAUCAAACAUUCCAGAAAAAGGGAAAGUGGAUAUUGUUUAUAGACAAAAAGUUGUAAAAGACGGCCGUGGCUUUCAUGCUGAUAUCACUAUUUCAACUAAAGACAAACAAAUGUCUGGAAAUGCAAAAGUUGAAUUUGAACCAGAUCAUCCAAUAAUUGAACUUAAUUUUGAUCAUCCAGAGGGAAAAUCAAGGUUCCUGUACAAACUCGACAAGAAGGGCGAUAGACAUUAUGCAUCUGAGUUAAAAGCUAAGUGGACUGCAAAUGGUGGAGGUAGUCUUGCUGUAGAUUCUGAAGCUAACUUAGCAUCAGUUGAUAACUUUUUCAUAAAGGCUAAUUAUGACAACCCACAGCUGAAAUGGAAGAAAGUACAUUUGGAUAUUUCAAAUAAACCAAUUAAGGGAGAAGCUAAAAAAAUUACCUUCAGUCUGAAGUCAGAUGAUAAAAUAAUUGUUUCUGGCUCGUCCAAUUAUAACUAUAAGGAAGAAGGUGAUGUAGCUGUACUGGAAGGAAAUGGAAAUAUAAAAAUUGAAGAUCAAAGCUACCCACUUACAUUCCAGGCUACAAAACAAGUUUCUGAAAAUGCUCAACUGGCUAAAUUAAACGUAAAAGCUGGUAAAAGAUCUUUAAAUAUUGAAGCCAAGGUUAAUCCCCAUGAGUUUUCCGUUGAAAGGGUAUAUUGCAGAGAAGCUAAACAAUGUUCAAAAGCUCAGAUUAGUGCCAAAGUUCGACAAGACGGAGUGGAGUCCUAUGAACAGUCCACAGUAGUUGUGCUAGAUUUGUCAUUGUUUAAUCCUCACUUACAUGACAUUACGUACAAAGAUAAUUAUAAGCGAGAUAAACUUACUGUUGACCACUUGAUUGAAAUUCAGUGGGCUCAAGAUGCUAAACUGAAAUAUAAUGCAUAUAUUCAUGAACACGCAGCAGGUGUAUACGUGACACUUCCAAAGAGAACAGUCGGAGGAGAAUUGAAGUAUGAAAUAUUGCGUAAAAAGGAAAAUGUUGCUUCCAUGAAGUUUGAGGCAGGUCUUGACUUAAAUAAAGGAAAAGAACCUAAAUGGUCAUUUGUUGCUGCUAGUACAGCCCAAUAUGACAAAGGAGUUGCAACAUUCGCUGGGGAAUCUAAGGUUUCCCAUCCAAGUCUGGCUAAGGACCUCGUUGUCAAGGGCCAAGUACAAAUAAGUGAUAAAUCUUCAAAACUUGUUGAUGGCAUAUUUGAAAUUGACCUUUCCAAGAACCCAAACAGUAAAUUAGUUGGCAAAAUUAAGUUAACUGGUACUAAAGAUAAUCAUCUUACUGUGAUCGAUGUAAAAAAUAAAGAGUGCGGUAUCGAUAUUCAUCUUGAAGAAAAGGUUAAGGUCGUGAUAAAUGGAAAAGACAGCAACAUAUUUUACAAUUUAGCUAUCAACUACUUAGAUUCCAAAAAUACCAAACAUGAUAUAUUAGUGAAAUUGGACACUACUCCUCAGAAAUUCCAAUUAGUGUACCGUGAUCCUGAAAUAGCAGUAAUGGAUAUUGAUUACCGUCUAGACAAAGGCUACUAUGGAACACUAAAUAUGUUUGGAAAAAAAUACACUGAAACCUUUACUCUCAAUAAGGAUACAAAUCUCCUCAAAUAUCAACUUUCAGGAUUGGAAGGAGGCAAAACACUUGAAAUUGAAGCUGCUUUGAAACUUGGAGGUAGCGGUAUUCUAAAGGCUAGUUUGAAUGAAAAGAAAGCUUGCAGUUUUGAUGUGGCUUUAGAUGAGACAAAUUUCUUGCAAUCGAAAUAUUCAUAUGACAUUGAAGUUGCAAAAUCAAUAUACGGUGUAUUAGUUAAUGAAAUUAAGGUUCUGGCAGUUGAAGGUGAAAAAGCUAUAACUAAUCUGGCUGAAAAGAAAUCUGAAGACAUAAAACACAUUUUCCAUUGUGCAAGUAAAUCACUACCUGAUCCCAACGCAGUUGGUCAAUAUUUCCAAUCUCAAUUAAGCCAAAUACGAGAUGAAAUAGCUAGCGAUAAAACAGUAAAAGAAGCAUCUCAAUUUCUGAAAGAGGUAACUGGAGUUUUAGGAGAACAAAUUAUAAGUAUAGCUGAAGAAUUAAAUCGCUUCUGUACAUCUAUCGCACAACUUAUUAAAGAAUCAGUGGAGCAAAUCAGAGCAUCAGUUAAUGAAAUACUCCCGAAAAUCAAGCCAAGUUUCCAGAGAAUAGCAAAGACUUUGAAUGGACUCCUGGAACAAUAUAUAAAGUUGUCUGUACAGAUUGCAGAUUUGAUUUCAAAUAAACUAAAAGAACAUGAAGCUGAUAUAAAGGCAAUUGCAGAUGCUACUGUGGGUUAUGUACAAGAUAUUGGUAAAUUGGUUGGAAAAGUCGUACUAACCAUUAAUUCAGAAUUAGAAAAACUAGUCAAGCAAAGCAUUGAAACUUUAGGUGAAUUGCCAAUUGUUGCAGAUAUACAGGAAAGACUCAAAGAGUUUAAAGAUCUACAGAUUCCUGAAGAAGUUUUCAGUAUUUAUCAUGAAUUGAUUGAGGCUCUUAAGCAACUUCUUCCAACACAAGAAGCAAGUCAGUUCCUUGACACAUUAACAAAUGUUGUAGAAAAGAUUUUAAAACGGGAAGACAUACCAAACAAAGAUGAGGUUGUUAAACAACUAUAUAAGGAAUUAGUUGCAGCCAUUAGGUCUAUAAUUGCUUUAUUAGCCCAAAAUACUCCUCAGACUGGUUUACUAAAACCAGCUAAAUUGCAAACAUCAUUGCCUCUGCACCUCCUCCGUUUACCCUCUGGUGGAAUAAGGUUUAGUCUUGUAAACUUUUUGACCAAUAGACAGUCAUUACCUGGCUUGAAUGAGAUCCUUGCUGGAAUAAAACUUUCAUUGAAUCCUGUUGACUACAUUCCACCAUAUCCAGGAAUUGGUGCUAUUAUUGGAGGAACUGAAGUAAUUACAUAUGAUGGACUUCACAUGAAUAUUCAAGGAACCUGCAGUUACAUACUCUCAGAAGAUUACAAGGACAGGAAUUUCUCUCUAGUUGGACAAAUGCAAAAUGGAGCUCUUCAAUCACUUACUUUGACUGCUGGAAAAGAUUCAAUCGAAAUCAGAUCUACUGGAACUCCACUAGUUAACGGCCAAGCUUCUACCUUCCCGGCCCAUGCAGGAGAAUUGUGGGCAUGGAAGCGUCCUCAACUGAUAGGAUUUGCCAGUAAAGCAGGUGUUGUUGUCAUGUGCUCUCAUAACCUUGAUAAUUGUGGCAUUGAAGUAUCUGGAUUCUAUUUUGGAAGAUUGAGAGGUCUUUUGGGAAAUCUUAAUGGAGAAACUUAUGAUGAAAGGAUGACACCAGAAGGAAAGAUUGUUGAAAACAGUGGUGACCUGGCUAAUUCUUGGAAACUGGAUGGCUCCUGUGCACCAUGUCCAUCAGGACAACAUAAGCACAAUAGAGUUUCUGUGUGUACUGAUAUUUUUGUAGAUGAUCCAUUGACAGUACUAUGCAGGCCAUUUGUUAAUCCUGCUCCAUUCCGUGAUGCCUGUGAUGAUUUAGCAUCUCGCUUAAGUAAUAAAGAAAAUGCAGCGUGUUCUGUGAGUAAGGCAUAUGCUUAUGCUUGUUAUCGUAAAGGAGUUUUGCUGGCUCGCCUUCCUGAUCAAUGUGCAACUUGUGAAAUCAAUGGGAAGAAAGUAGAUGCUGGUGAUUCUGUAAGUGUCAAACCUGAAAAUGCUGCUGAUAUUGUGUUGGUAGCUGACUUAAUGAAAGAAAAUGAACUAAAUUAUAAAGAAAUAGCUGUACCUCUGGUCGCAGCAUUAAAAAGCCAAUUAGGAAAGAAAGGCAUUAGUGAUGUACAUGUAACUUUAGUUGGUGGAAAUAAACCCAAGGGUAAAUACCAUAAUUACUAUUCUAACAAACAAGGUGAAUUAGCCUAUGAUCCUGCCUCCGCCAAUGUUAAUUUUGUAGAAAGAGUAAAAGUUACCAAUGAAACAGUUGGAGGUCAAAUCCAAUUGUUAUUUAAUCACCUCUUAUCAGAAUCAGGCUUGACUGCAAGAAAUAUGAUGUACCAAGAUGUUCUCAAAGAAGUUGUAUUCAGACCUAACGCUCUGAAAGCAAUUGUUGGUGUUCAUGGGUUACCUUGUUCAGGGCCAAGUGUGGGAACAGCUGCAGCAAUGACAAUCAAUGCAAUACAAUUGGAAUUGAGAGACAUUUCUUAUAAUCUUAUAGCACCAAUGAAAGGAGUGAAAGUAGGAAAUGGUGAAGUUGCAGUUUUGAAUGAAAAAGAAAGUGUUCUUUGUGGAGGUGAGAAGGUUGCUGAUCCCCAUUAUUCAUACCAGGAUAUGUGUGUCACUCUUGCUUAUGAGACAAAUGGAAAUGCUAUAAAUGCUGAUGGAGUAAGAGAAUCACCAAAGAAGGCUGAACUGAUAGAGGUUGCUGCUGAAAAAAUUGUCUCUUCCAUUUUAGAAAGGAAUGCACCAUUGGAAUGUUCUUGCGAUACAACUUUUGGAAUAGUUCCUAAACCAAUCUGUAUGACAGCAGAUUAGGUUCGUUAUUGCUAAGUCAUACAAGACGCGAUCCUGUAUAUAUUAAAACCGUAUUAUUCAUAAACACCUAACUUUGUUGUUUCAUACUUUAAGAUUCUAUUGAAAAGUAUUUAAAUUUACACUUUUGUAAUAUUUGCAACAGUACCCUGCCAUUUUAUUGUAUUUAUAUGUUGUAUAUUAUUUUAGAUAAUAUAAGGAGCUAUUUUUAAUUUUUUUGCUGUGUAAUAUUUUGAUUCAUGCCUGUAUGAUUCUCGCUGUCUUGAAGAUUUAAAUAAUAUUUUUGAACUGUACUUCUUGUUAAUAAAACUAUUUUAUAUUUUCUUUU
This is a messenger RNA of Nezara viridula (southern green stink bug), 10378 nucleotides long. NCBI's taxonomy places the organism in Eukaryota, Metazoa, Arthropoda, Insecta, Hemiptera, Pentatomidae. The record is from the annotation of a GenBank genome assembly.